CAGAGAAUGAAAGUUGACUCUUCCGUUGAAUACUUUUCAUCUCAAGGUUGAGUUGGGUUUCGAGUUUUCCACCUUAAACUGGAACAGUGCUGAAUCGUGCUAGUGUGAAGAUGGGGAAGUUGACUCUUCCGUUUAUUGGAAUGAUUAUGGCGGAAAUUGCUCAGGUUGGGUUAAUCAUAUUGAGCAAGAAAGCCAUGGCACAAGGAAUGACCAAUUUCAUCUUCAUCUUCUAUUCCAACUCAAUCGCUUCCCUCCUUCUUCUUCCCACUUCCUUCCUCGUACACAGAUUCCAACGUCCUCCAAUCACCUUUUCCACCCUUUCUCGAUUCUUCUUACUCGCACUACUCGGUUAUUUGGCGCAGGCUUUUGGCUACGCUGGGAUUUACUACGGCUCUGCUACACUCAGCACAUCCAUGCUCAACCUCGUUCCUGGUUUUACUUUCCUACUUGCUGUUCUUUUUAGAAUGGAACAAUUAGAUUGGAGAAAAUUUAGCAGCCAAGCUAAAUUGUUGGGAACAAUAGUAUCAAUUGCUGGUGCAUUUAUUGUGACUUUGUACAAAGGCCCUGCACUUUUGAUGGGAGUAUCAUCUGUAAACUCAUCUCAGCUGCCACUUCUCUCAGAAGAUUCUAAUUGGAUACUCGCAGGAGUAUUGCUUGCAGCUGAUUGUAUAAUGGCUUCAGCAUAUAUUAUUGUACAGGCUUAUAUUCUUAAGAAAUAUCCAGCAGAAUUGAUUGUUGUAUUCUUUUAUUGUUUCUUUGUGGGCAUUCAAUCUGGUGUUACCUGUUUGGUUGUGGAAAGAGACAUCAGUGCCUGGAGCUUGGAACCUAAGUUAAGGUUGCUUGCAGUUUUAUACUCGGGAGUCUUUGGCUCUGCAUUUCAAGUUGGUGUUAUUACUUGGUGCUUGCACCAGACAGGACCUGUUUUUAUUUCCAUGUUCAAGCCCUUAGGAAUUGUCAUAUCAGUGGUUUUAGGUUUUCUCUUCCUUGGGGAUGCAUUCUAUCUUGGAAGUCUAAUUGGUGCAAUUGUGAUUGUUGUUGGGUUUUAUUCUGUAUUAUGGGGAAAAGCCAAAGAUAUCGAAGAUGUCGGAGUGAGAAGCUUGGAAUCAAAGGGAAAACAGACACCCCUUUUGGAGGAAAACAGCCAUGAAGACAUACAAGGGCAUUAGUUCAUUUUAAUGGAAUGUCUUCAUUUCUGUCCGCAAAUAGGAAGUUUCAAUUUUUUUUUUUUUUCAGAAUAAAGUAGUCUUCUCUGACUCUCAGAAGUAUAUUAUUUCUCCCCUCCUUUUUUUUUUCCCCCGAGCGGUGGGUUAUGUUUACCUGUGUACUUGUCUGUAGAUGUCGGAAAGAUGACAUCAACCUUGUAAGUUGUAACAUGUGGUUACCAAAUCUUGAAGAAAAGUAUUGUUGUAAUCUACUAUCGUAAAGAAAAGAAAACACAGUUCAUGCAAAUAUUA
Molecule: messenger RNA, 1454 nt
Organism: Cajanus cajan (pigeon pea)
Lineage: Eukaryota; Viridiplantae; Streptophyta; Magnoliopsida; Fabales; Fabaceae
Product: WAT1-related protein At5g40240
Cellular component (GO): membrane
Molecular function (GO): transmembrane transporter activity
Source: RefSeq, a predicted model, not a curated record